AAAAAAAAUGCAAGUGACCCUUAACAUCUCCCGCCAUUAUACCAAGCCCAAUAUUUCCCGCCAUCCGAAGGGUCGUAUCGUAUAAACCCAGCCGCAGUACAAUAUUUUUCUCAAACUUUACAAACAAAAAAACAUUCUAUUUUCAUUUUAGUUGUCAAAUUUCGAAAAAAAAAAUCCCCAAUUCACCUCAGAAAGAAAGAAAGAAAGUUAGGGUUUCUGAUUCUGAAAAUGGCGGAGCUGAGCUGGAGACACCAAACCCUAAUUCAAGCAUUGUUAUCACGCGGUCCUCUAAGGGACGAUCAGUUCCAUCCAAUCUUCAAUGGCCUCACUGGCAAAAACCCAGGCACUCAUAAACAGGUGUUUGAUGAAUAUCUCUUGAAGAUAAACAAAGCACUUUCAUAUGUUCAGUGUGAGCUACGGGGUUUCAGGAACCAAUACGAUGGCCGGGUUUACUAUGGAGUGGUCAAUACUGUUUCUGAUGAACAAUCCAAGCUUGGCACUAAAUAUUCAGUUCCCCAGAUUGCUUUCUACAAGGCAAUUAUUGAAGCAAUUGUGCAAGAUGCCACAGCCCAAGGUAGAAUACCCAACAUUCAUGCCCUUAAUCUACGAUUGGAGAAUCAGGUUCUAACUAGCACAGGAUCACAAUCACAGUGUGAUCCAACUCAGGUCCCUCCUGCAGUAAAGAAUUUCUCAUUAUCUCAGAAGGAAAAAACUCUCGAUGAACUUGUGCGGGACCAGUGGCUUAAUCGCACUCCUGAUGGUAUCAUUGGACUUGGUGUCAGAUCCUUUCUUGAUCUGCGCAGUUAUUUCCGUAAUAAUGAUAUUCCUUCAUGUCAAGUGUGCAACGAAGCUGGAGUGAAGGCGGAUGUGUGCCAGAAUGACUCCUGUACAGUCCGAAUUCACAAGUACUGCCUAAAGAAAUUCUUUUCCCAAAGAAGGGGGGAAAGAGUUUGUCCAAGUUGUGGGACUGAAUGGAAUUAUGUAGUACCCAAAGCAGAACUUGUCGAUGAAGAGGAUGAGGCGGAUGUGCCCACCCAGACCCAGCCACCUCGGGGACCUAGAACAAAAAGGCUUAGAUCCAGCAAAACUGACUGUGCAGAUGUAGUUGGAACUGGUUCCUCUCAAGCUUCCAGACCUACUUCAGAUCUUAGAAGAACAACUCGAAGCACUGCCCGCCCAAGGUAAUCCUUUUCCAUGUGUCCCUUUUACAAGGGACUAGAUGAAAUAUGCUGUAGAUUUUGUUUCUAACUAGCUGGCAUUCCCUGGAUAAACCUUAUGGAGCAAUUGUUAAUUUGUUAUUAGAUUUUAUGGGCGAAUGCUGUACUAGUCUUUUUUUUUUUUAUGUCCCAAAUAUUUAGGAAGAAACUGUGAUUAUAUAAUAGACCUCUAAGUAGCUUGAAGAUACCUGGAUGAAUUUAUGUUAGAUAUAUUAUUCUCAGUCCAA
Molecule: messenger RNA, 1444 nt
Organism: Quercus robur (English oak)
Lineage: Eukaryota; Viridiplantae; Streptophyta; Magnoliopsida; Fagales; Fagaceae
Exons: 6
Coding region: 229-1185 (318 amino acids)
Biological process (GO): DNA damage tolerance; double-strand break repair via homologous recombination
Cellular component (GO): nucleus; Smc5-Smc6 complex
Molecular function (GO): ubiquitin-protein transferase activity
Source: RefSeq, a predicted model, not a curated record